AUGCCUUCCGCUGGGUACCGUGGCUUCUGGCUGACGGACCUACGGCUGCAGCGGGCAAACAACUGGCUGGUGAACUACUGCUCGGAGGACGGACCAUGGUGUUUAUCGCGCCGCCCUGCCGGAGGAGGAGAAGGUGGUCGAGACAGGUCGGGUACUGCGUUCCGGGAGUUCCCUCUGUCCCAGUGGGUAAGGACGAGGGCACAGGAUGUUGGUGGGGAAGAUUGUUUCUGCUGUCCUCCAGGUGGUUUGAGGAUCGUUGAUCGAGCUUGGCCGACCCCGAGUUGCCCGUGCGAGGAAAAUUCAGUUCCAGGAAAGCUGUCGCCUUCGAGAUCUGUUGACAGUGGACUCAAUGAGUUCGCAACGCCUCUCAAAGCAAGGUACCUGGCGCCCACCGACGAGUGGGGCAGGACGCCCGACCGCACGCCCCGCUCCUCGCGCAAGGUGUUCGGGAGCAUCGAGAAGAGCCUGGACAAGAUGCGGAACAUGCUCACGCCCCGGAGGAGGAUCAACUCCGACCAGGGACCCGCGACGGUGGAGAGCAAGAACCUGUACAACGUGAGCACGACGGCCAGCAAGAACCCUGACCAGGUGCUGAACGACCUGCGGAGGGCGCUUCUCAACAAGGGCAUCCUGUGCAACCAGAAGGGAUACACGCUACGAGGCAAGGUGCGGGACGACGUCGGCGGCGCCAAGCUGAGCUUCGAGUUGGAGGUGUGCCGCGUGCCCCGCCUCGACGUGGUGGGCAUCCGGCGCAAGCGACUCAAGGGCGACGCCUGGAUCUACAAGCGGGUGUGCGAGGAGGUCCUCCGACUGGCGCAGGGCUCCACCUCCAACCCCGCCUCGUCCUCCAACCCCAGCUCGGCCUCCAAUACCCCGGCGACUCCCGCGCCGCCUUUGCCUUACAACGAGAAGGUCGUGGCGUGACCUGGCGGGGGCGGCGGCGUCGAUUGGGGGGGAGGGGGAGGGCAAGGGCAUAGGCGAAGGUCACUGGGAGUCGCGGCGACCUGACCUGACCCUGGGGACCGAGAGGAAAGAGGAGUGUGUCUGCGUGCGUGCUUGUGACUUGGCGGAAAGCGAGAGAGAAGAGAAGAGGACGAAGCGAAAGUUCUCGUGAGGUGUUAGUCCUGCGACUGUCUUUAUUAUUAUUAUUAUUAUUUUUUUUAAGGCGGAGAAAGAAGACUGUCGGAAGGGGUGUGGCGAAAGGGCUCUUUUUUUUACAUGUAUAUAUAUAUAUAUACAUACGAUGCAUCUCGUGGCGUCGUAAUUGUGCUCAAGGUAGCUAGGUGUACCCAGUGUUGAGGAAGAGAGCGGGAGAGACGAAGACGAGAAGGACGACGACGAAGAGAGCGGGAGAGACGAAGACGAAGAUAAAAGGAAGAAAGGAAGGCGAAAGGAGGAGAAGGACGGCGACGAAGUUUAGGAAGACGAGAGGAAGAGGAAGAGGAGGAAGGGACGAGGAGGACGCCAUCGUCCCGCUUGUCCGAUCCGUCCCUCAAGUGAAGGAAGGAAGUCCCCGUCUCAAGGUCGACCUUAAGGCUACCCUGGAACUGAAGUCUUGCCCAAGAAGGUCUCUCGAUGGACCAGCUACUCCGUCCUCGGUCUCACUUUUGAGGUCUGUUUUCUCUCGGGUCUCUCUUUCUCUCCCUUUAACAUAUUAUCUCUUGCCUCUCGUCUCGCAGGUUGAGGAGAAUGGAUUGGGGAUGUAAAAGGGGGAAAGGAGAGAAGAAAGAGUAGAGAGGAAAGAGGAAAAGGAAACGGAAGGAGGGAAAGAGAGGGAAGAGGGAUAGAGCCAAAGAAAGAGAGAGAGAGAGAGACAAAAAAGGUCUCGACAAAAGGCAAUAAUAAUGAAAGGUGUGAUAACCUCCCCCUCCCCUCCCCUUCCUUUCCCUUCCCAUAUCUCUCCCUCCCCCCCCUCAACAUCCCCUUCUCUGCCAUUCUCGCAAUUUUUUUUUUAUCUGCAAUGAGAAACUGACGAUAAAAAAGGGGCCAAAAAAAAAAAACAGACCACAGAUAAUUAAUUUUGGUUAGUGAGUGUGUCUGCAACUUCAUGUAAUUUUGACUGUCUCUUUUUUUUGUAUAUCUUUCCUUGUUUUGUUUUGCUUUCUAAUAUGUCUUAGUUAAUCUGUAAUCUACAACCUUCUAUUAUUUUUUAUGAUCAUUAUUAUUAUUAUUAUUAAGGGUUUUUUAAGUUAUUCCUGCGAUUCCUGUAAUAUUAUAUAGAUUUAUAUAUAUAAAUGCAAAUAUGUAUGCUAGUGAUUGCCCUUUCCUCGUCGUAACUCCUUAGAAGGAAGUGACGUCACAAAAUGAUGUCACGAGUCAAGAGGGAGACAGACAGACAAAGGAAAGGAAAGAAAACGCACGGAUUCUGCUCACACUUGUAACAUCACAUUCACUAAGGCUUCUGGUCAGCUGUUUUUCAUGGUCAGAUGUUUAGGCCUAUAUUUGUAUAUACAGAUGGACCAGUUGCACAUUUUCUUAUUAUUAUUGCUACUACUUGUGAUCCUUUUGUUAUUGUCAUUAAUUUUACUUGUUUAUCAUUAUCAUUUACCAUAGUUCUUCGAUACUACCAUCAUUAUUACUAUUUUGUUAUUAUUAUUAUUAUUAUUAUUAUAUAUUUUUUUCUCAAUAUCACUGGAGUCGAAUAUGGAUAUUUAUAACGGGUGUCUUUACUACUAAUACUUAAUUGAUAGAAAAGUGAAUAUAUUCUUAUAUUAUCCUUCAUAAUUAUAGAAAAAAACGUACUUACUAACUCAAGUGUCGGUGCCAAGGAUGUAUUUUAUCAUUAUUAAUAAUGAACAUUAUGAGUGUGUUAUUCCAGAGGCACUGGUUAUGUGCAUUGCCCAGUCCAUACAGUGCCAAAUAUGGCGAUUGCGAAUUUCUCUUCUCCUCCUUUUUAGAUAUUCAUUUUAUUCAGACAUCAACCACGUGUGUUCUUCAUUAUUUUUAGACCUCCGUAAUCUAAUUUAGUUUGAUAUCCAUUCAGGACUGUUGAAAUCACAGGAUUUAUUAUGAUCCCUAACAAUCAGACGACCUUACAACAAUCUGUAUUAUAGAGUGCCUUUUUUUUUUAAUUUUACCAAUUUAUUCAGCAAGAGUCUCUUUUUUUGUCGUGAGAUCUUGUUUCAAAUGGAAGAGUUACUCACAUACAAAGUAAUUUGUUUACCAGUCAUGUAUAUCAUUUCCCAAUAAAUAGUUUUAUAAUAA
Penaeus indicus is the source of this 3204-nucleotide messenger RNA. RefSeq lists its product as uncharacterized. Lineage: Eukaryota; Metazoa; Arthropoda; Malacostraca; Decapoda; Penaeidae. The record is from RefSeq and is a predicted model, not a curated record. The transcript has 6 exons. Bases 1 to 924 code for a protein of 307 amino acids.